This is a messenger RNA of Corylus avellana, 1149 nucleotides long. Its product is annotated as S-adenosyl-L-methionine-dependent methyltransferases superfamily protein. The record is from RefSeq and is a predicted model, not a curated record. Gene Ontology annotation, biological process: mitochondrial respiratory chain complex I assembly. Gene Ontology annotation, cellular component: mitochondrion. Gene Ontology annotation, molecular function: S-adenosylmethionine-dependent methyltransferase activity. Lineage: Eukaryota; Viridiplantae; Streptophyta; Magnoliopsida; Fagales; Betulaceae.
UGUACUUGCCGCCGUUUGCCUAAGAUAGAAAUGUUGAGGGCUUUCUCUCAGUAUCAGAGAAGCUCGUUGUCUCUGUGGAGAAGAUCAAGAAACGAACCGUACCGUAUCUUCUCCUCCGGUUCUUUCUGUACGGACACUACCACCAACACCACUGAUGAGUUCCAGAGCUCGAAGCUCCAGAUCUUCGAUCGCCACCUCAAACGCAAACAGCGUGAUCGAGCUGCUUGGUUGAUGCGUCCGAAGGAUUGUUUUGUUGAUACUGUUGCUGAGAAUCUAUUGGAUCGCUUGGAGGAUUGUAAAAAAGCAUUUCCCACAGCAUUAUGUUUGGGUGGUUCAUUGGAAGCUAUCAGGCGUUUGUUACGUGGUCGUGGUGCCAUUGAAAAGCUCAUCAUGAUGGAUACAUCAUAUGACAUGGUAAAAUUUUGUAAGGAGGAUGCUGAGAAAGACGUGCAUAAUGAAAACAUUGAAACGUCCUUUAUAGUUGGCGAUGAGGAGUUUUUGCCUAUCAAAGAGAGCUCUCUAGAUCUGGUAAUAAGUUGCUUGGGGCUCCACUGGACAAAUGAUCUUCCAGGAGCCAUGAUACAGUGUAGAUUAGCGUUGAAGCCGGAUGGCCUGUUUUUAGCAGCUAUCCUCGGUGGAGAAACCUUAAAGGAGCUGAGAAUAGCAUGCACUGUGGCACAAAUGGAGCGUGAAGGAGGCAUCAGUCCACGAAUAUCACCUUUGGCACAAGUGCGGGAUGCAGGGAAUCUUUUGACUAGGGCAGGCUUCACCCUUCCUGGUGUUGAUGUUGAUGAAUAUGUUGUUAAAUAUCCAAGUGCUAUGGAGCUGAUAGAACACUUGCGUGCAAUGGGUGAAACCAAUGCCCUUCUUCAAAGGAAUGCUAUCCUAAAGAGAGAAACAGCCCUGGCAACCGCAGCUAUUUAUGACUCAAUGUUUGCUGCAGAAGAUGGCACCAUCCCUGCAACCUUCCAGGUUAUUUACAUGACAGGAUGGAGGGAACAUUCUUCUCAGCAGAAGGCUAAAAGGAGGGGAUCUGCCACCGUAUCCUUCCAGGACAUCCAGCAGCAAUUUGGAAGUGAGAGUUGAGCUGUCUCUCUCUCUAGCUUACCUUUGAUGAACAUUUUCAACCAAUGGAAUAAUUUAACAUGA